GACCACUAAAACGACGUACGCUAACUUCGUAAAAUCGAGUAUUCAGUCACAGAGAUUGCGUCGAAAAAACAGCACGCGAUUGCUGCGUCGUGGAAUAGCGCCCAUUUUCGUAAAAAAAACAAAUAGCGAGUCUUCCUCAAAAGCAGAAUCGGUGUGUUGUGUGUACUGUAAAUAAAUAUUUCAACAUCAGUGUGGGUGCCAAAAGAGGAAUAUGUCUACAGCAAUAAUGUCACAGAAUGCCAUGUACGAGUUCGGAGAGAGCUUAAUAAAGAACGGUUUGGCCAACGCAGACUCAACGGCAGGAGCAGUGCGACUUACUUUAUCCAGAAUGGCAUCUAACCCUGUAGGACAAGCUAGUCCUAACCAGCUUGCAGCCAUGCUAUUAGGAAAUAUCACCACUCAACAUCGAAGGCUGGAACGCACGCAGUCAGCGCCCGCCCCGCCUGUAACUGCCCCGGCGGCGGCAAUAACUGCCACUACAGUAAACACGUCGCGCUACAAAACGGAGUUGUGUCGGCCAUUCGAAGAAUUCGGGGUGUGCAAAUAUGGCGAUAAGUGUCAGUUCGCGCAUGGUAUGAACGAAUUGCGCAGUUUGGCUAGACAUCCGAAAUACAAAACUGAACUAUGUCGCACUUAUCAUACUGUCGGUUUUUGCCCCUACGGACCUCGAUGCCAUUUUGUCCACAACCAAGAUGAAGUGGUCAUGCAAAAACCGGCACCGCCAGGAAUGUUGGCUACCAGAACAACAAAUGCAUCGCGUCCCCGACCGGCUGCUCUCAGUCCGUCUCUUUCCCUGGAUAGCCCGAGCCCUCCUUGCAGUUUGAGCCAGUCUCCUACCUCUUCGAUGGGAUCGUUUUUCAGUAGCGAGCCUGAGCUACACUCGCCUAUUUUGGAUGACCAGCGUCUACCAGUUUUCAAUAGAUUCCUAGAUAGGACGCAAUUGCUCAUGAAAGAAUUAAUGCUGUAGUGCAUUCUCAAUGGCUGAUUAAUCUAAACUGUUCUCACUUAUUUUUCUACCAAACCAUAUGAUAAAACGAAACCCAUUCAAAGGACUCUUAUACUUUCAAAAAUGAAAAUGAAUUAUAUCUAUUAUUUCUAGAAGAGUCCCAUUUUUAUUUCAUUGAGUGCUAUUUGAUUUUAUUUUAUAUAUUCGCCAGUUCCAUGGCGCUGACUAAUGUAAAUUAUUUACAAAUUCAGUUUUUCCUAGUGGUUCCUCCAGUUGUUUCAUUUCAUUCCAAAUCCUUACUUGUAGCUAUACUGUUUAACGAUUUUGCUGGACAAGUUGCUAUUGUUCCCUGGUUUGGUAGAGAAAAAGUAUCAAGAGUUUUCCUUUAAAAUCCAACUCAGACUUUAUUUAAUAACAGUGUCUUAUUUAUGUUACAGAUAAUUAUCUCCGCCAGAAUGGCGGCGUGAUUUUGAUAUUGUGUGAUUUUUAAAUAUUAUUAAAUUUAUAAGAGGUGUGUUUUAUACGAAUGUUGAUACGUGAAUGUGAAAGUUAGAAUAAGUCAAAGUCAUCGGUCUCGAUUCGUUACAUUCCGUGAUCGAAGUUUAUUUAUUAUUUUUAUUGCCGCUUUUUCUCAUUUGUUUUCCCUUUUGUGUGCCUAUAUUCAUGCGACCGAUGAGAGAAUAGGAUUUUUUGUUAUUUAAAUCAUUAUUUAAUUUGUGUGUUUUCUCAAUCAACACGUUUAUGUUAUAUUUUAUUAUAAUUUAUAUGUAACUUAUUAUUUAUACCGCAAUAUUUAGAGACGAUCGUGCUCAUUGUCAGUCGGCUUCAGCUGGCUGGUCGGGAGUUCGCGCAAUACCUGUAUAUUAUUUAUGUAUCUAGCAAAUAAUGCAUCUUUGUAUGAUUGAUUAUCAAUAAAUUAUAUUUUGUUCUUUA
Messenger RNA from Leptinotarsa decemlineata (Colorado potato beetle), 1879 nucleotides. RefSeq names its product Tis11 zinc finger protein (gene Tis11). NCBI's taxonomy places the organism in Eukaryota, Metazoa, Arthropoda, Insecta, Coleoptera, Chrysomelidae. Gene Ontology annotation, molecular function: mRNA binding; metal ion binding. The record is from RefSeq and is a predicted model, not a curated record.